CUCAGCUUCUAGCGUUAUCAGUUUAUCCUUAUCAUUAUCAACAGAAAUGAUUCAUAUUCAUAACAUUAUUUUUUUUCAUUUUUCCGAAGUGGUGAUGCCGAAAAUUCCGCCGGAAAGUUCAGUGCUCAGCUCUUGAAAUGAACAUCUUUUCUCCGCUGUACCGUUGUAACAUUUGAUACAAUUCUUUGAAUACGUAUUCUUUCCCUGUAUCACAAUUCCAAUGCAGAACUGCGUGAAGUGUUGAUGUUCUCAUCCACCCGUCUAUAGUUUCCAUUCUUGGAUUUCGUAACUCAGUAGUUUCCUGAUUUCUUUACUUAUCCCGAUUACGCCUUUAUUUUUUAAGCCGUUUAGCAACUAGAGUGACUCGUUCUGUCUUUCUUUAAAACAUUGUGUAAAGAAAUAUUUUGAGGUUAAGUCUUAUCAGACUGCAGGUUAGCACAUGUUUUAUUUACCUCAAUUUACCUACCCAUCAGAUGCAACAGGUUCAAUUCAGUCACGUUUGCGGAUUUUGAUGAUCUCCCCACCUUGAGCACAUUUAUUUCAAGAAUACUUCUCCAAUCCAAUCCAAAAUUCACCAUGUGUUUUCAACAGGGGCUGAUUUUUAUCGUAGAUGAACAUGCAGCAAGCACUUCUACGGAUCAACCAUCAACUCCUGCCACGAUAUCACCGUCUACCAACCUUCCAGCUCUUUCUCACGGUGCCGCGGUCGCAGCCCAUGUCCUCCUACCCGAUGGAUACAUGCAGGACCACCCUCGCAUGAAGAAACUGUUUCGGGAUAAAAACGUCCAACUUCUGAACCGAGAGAAUUUAUCAAUUCUGACAACCCAUGUCGAUAAGCUUCGUGUAGUCGAAAUCCUCCUAACGGUAGCCACUGACUCUCUUCACAUCGCCGCCGCUUACCUCUCUGGAGGAGUUGACAUCGUUAGCCGACUUUUAGGUAUCCCAGUGGCUUCGGCGUGCCCUGAAAAUCGUAAGAAUAUGCUCCUUGCUGUCGACGAUGACAACUUGCAACUCUUGGAACCAAUCCUGAAUCGCAAGAAUGAUAUCAAGUGCGUGUUCGGUCGCCUCGGGUAUGGGGAUCUGCUGCUCUUGGCCGCCGAGACGGGCCCGGUAGCCCUCGUCAAAUCGUUGUUGGAACACGGGGCCGACGCCAACUGUCGAGACGCGUCUGAAUUUAGUUUAUUCCCCUCGGAGAGGGGCUUCACCGCUCUGCAUUACGCUGUCUUGCGUGGCUGCGCCGCGUCAGUCGGGCUCCUCGUCGAAAAGGGCGCCGAUGUCAACGCCCGAAAGUUUAGGGGAGAAACCCCUCUCCAUCUCGUCCGACAUCUCGACGUGGCUGAGAUCCUCCUGGAGAACGGCGCCGACGUCAACGCGCUGCAGGAGGGCGACAACGCGGACUUCUACACGCCCCUCAUUUCCGUCAUCGCGCAUCACGAAUGCCAGUUCGGGACGCCUGAAAUGAAACUAGACAUCGUGAAGCUCUUCGUCAAGUAUGGGUGCCGUUUGGACACGGAGCGCAUCCCAGACUUAGCGUUGAUUGGGGGGAAAGACUCUCUACCGGCUGUGUUCUCGUGCCUCCUCGAGAAUUGCUUCAGUGGCCCGAACUUCUCUUGGGAUGUCGGUUCGGGCCUCCGAAAACGCAUCCGAAGGGAUUGGCGGAAUCACGGUAUGCACUUUUCUCAAUGCGGCCAAGUCCACGCUGACUUCGUCCACCUUCGUCGGAUAUUCGCGUGCCAUGCAGUGAAGCUCUUCUGCCUCUACCCGGAGCCUAAUUUUUCAUUCGAUGACGUCGAAUCAUGGUGGCUCGAUGAUGACGACAUUGAAGCCCUCGUUGAUGACGACAUGACCGCGUCAUGGCUAACGCGCGAUGCAGCUACCAGUCUUACUGCACUCAUUAGCGCGUGUGAGGAGGAAGUGAGAUGCCUCUUCGAACUCUUCUGUGACACUGAAGAGUUUGUAUACGACGUCAUAACAAGCAACGUGUAUGACGUCGCUUGUCUGAUGAGAAACGACUUUGUCGCCGCAAUGGCCGAAACUAUCGAUUGGAUCGACCGGUUCCCCCUCUACGGCAGUAUGUUGAAAUUCCGUUUAGAUAAAGGGAAAAAUCAGAACUGGUUUCAGGAGGUCGGGUGCCGAAGCUUCGAUUCCUUGUCCGAAUGUUUUAGAGAAUUACCAGAAGAACUGAAAGGAAAAUUAAUCUCUUAUCUCAGGCCUGUCGACAUAAUGACUCUGCGGAGGGUCAGCAAGCUCUGCCAUCUCACCCUUGAACUCGAUCGCUUCACCAUGGCGUCCACCUUCGGUUUCACACUCGGUGACUGGCGUCGGCGCUACGAGGAGGAUCCCGAGCAAGCCGCGCGCCUCUUGCAGACCCACCUGACGGCCAUCGACCCGCAGGACAACGCCUGGCUGCACCGGGCCACGGUCUCCGACCUGCGAGCUCAGAUCGAGCCUCUCCUGGCGACUUACCUUCGGGACCCGACAUCCCUGCCUCUCUUCGGCGUCCCGUUCGCCGUCAAAGACAACAUCGACGUCGCCGGCUGGCCCACGACGGCCGCCUGCCCGGCCCUCACCUACACCCCCGCUACCGACGCCUUCGUCGUGGCGCGUCUCAAGGCCGCCGGGGCCGUCGUCGUCGGGAAGACGAAUCUGGACCAGUACGCGACGGGCCUCGUCGGCGUGCGCUCCCCUUUCGGCGCCGUGCGCAACACCUUCGACCCGGCUUACAUCAGCGGCGGCUCCAGUUCCGGCUCCGCGUCGGUCGUCGCGCGCGGCCUCGUCGCCUUCGCGCUCGGCACGGACACCGCCGGCUCGGGCCGCGUCCCCGCCGCUUUCAACAACGUCGUUGGCCUGAAACCCACCAAGGGCUGGCUCUCCGCCGCCGGCGUGGUCCCCGCUUGCCGCCUCAACGACACCGUUUCCGUCUUCGCACUCACGGUCGAGGACGCUUUCCUCGUCGCCAGUCUAGCCGCCGGUUACGAUUCCCGAGAUGCCUAUUCGCGAUUUCACCCGCGCACCGCUCCGGCCGCUUUCAAAGCCGGUCCGGACCUCGCCGUCCCACUCCGCGCGGCGAUGAACUUCUUCGGCGACGCCCAUGCGGAAGCGGCGUGGGACUCAGCGGUGUCACGCCUACGAGAGUCGGGCGCGAACAUGAUACCUAUCGACUUCGCUCCGUUCCAGCGGCUAGCGGAAGAGCUGUACGGGGGUCCGUGGGUGGCUGAGCGCACCGUUGCCGUCGGGGAUAUGCUGCGGCGUCCCGACGCGAUGGACUCGGUGGUCCACGGCAUCGUCAGUUCCGGCGCCAAGUACACCGCGGUGGACGCGUACGAGGCGGAGUACCGUCGCGCGGAACUAGCGCGCAAGAUCCAAGAGACCUUGGCGCAGGUGGACGCCUUGGUGGUGCCCACAGCGCCGACCAUCCACACGAUCGCGAGCGUACGGCGGGAACCGGUUCUCUACAACUCCCAGUUGGGCACGUACACCAACUUCGUCAACCUGGCGGAUUUGGCCGCGCUGGCGGUACCAGGGCCGUUCCGUCCAGACGGUCUGCCCGCGGGGAUCACGCUCAUCGCCCCGGCUUGGCAUGACCGAGCUCUAGCUGAGCUGGGUGUCCGGUGGCAGAGGGCGCUGGCGCUACCCCUCGGCGCCACGAACUUACCGCUGCCCGCACCACCCACCGCUCUACCGCCGUCGACAGAUCACGUGCGCCUGGCGGUAGUUGGCGAGCAUCUCAGCGGUAUGCCGCUUAACCACCUCCUCACGGAGCGCAGGGCGGUAUUCGUGGAGGAGACGCGAACCGCCACUGGUUACCGCUUGUUCGCGUUGUCCGACGGGUCGGCGAAGAGGUCCCGUCUUCUGCGUGAUGAACGCGGAGGGGCGGCUACCGUGGAGUUAUGGGAUGUUCCGUUGGGUCGCUUUGGCGAGUUUGUAAUGGAGGUUGUUGGUGUCGGCCCUAUAAUUUUAGAGGACGGCCGCGUUGUGAUUGGAUUACUCCACCUCAUCACAAAUCAGAGCUGCCUUAACCCCUUAUCGCCACGAGGGUUCAACUUGAUCAUGCUCACCGUAGCUGAAGAAUCACCCACAAUCAAAGUCCUGCUUCUGCUCGUUCCAGAUCGGAUAGGCACGAGCCUAGACGGUGGGCGGCGCUUGCGAAGCACGCCCGCUGCCCCCCUCCCACCGCCGGUGGGCGUAGCGCUCCUCCCCCAGAACUUCAAGAACCAGCGGCCGGACAUCUGCGACCUCUUCCGACGCCGCGGGCUUCCGGUCGCCAACACAGUCGCCGACCUGACUCAACUCGACCUGCCCGCAACCGACCCCCGGCUGGACAUGCUUGAACUCAGCCUGGACGCUCGGUCCGCCUCCAUGGACCCUUUAACACUCUUCAACAUUCUGGGUGACAACCGGCAACUCGUUCGUCUUCUACUUAGCCCGACCUCUGUCCAAUACCGUCGACGUUGCUGCAGCUCUAAAUACUGCACUUCAUUGAACCAUUGGGCCACUUGUCGAGGACGAUCAUUCCUCGACCGAGACAAUUUUCAAAUCCUACGCUACCUGAUUCUGCUCCGGGUCGAACUGACUCACCGCGACCCCACAUGUGGUACUCUACUUCACUUAGCCGCCAAGAGAGGUUACGAACGUAUCGCUAAGUGUAUAUUGCCUCCUUACAAUCUCGAUCCCAACGCCCAAGACCUUAACGGCCGAACUCCCCUUUUUUGGGCUCUUGAAAAGCAGCACGGUGGAGUCCGAAAUUUGUUGUUUGCCCUCGGCGCCAACAUCAACCACAGAGAUCGGAACGGACAAACAGUCUUGCACGUAAUGAUGUCCCUGCGGUACACGAUGGCAUCUUAUCUCAUCGCAUACAACGCAGAUCCAAACGUGGCGGACAACCAGGGCCAGACGCCCCUCAUCCUGGCAGCUCGCGAGGGCUCCGUCGAGGACGCCAGGAGUCUUCUGGACGGGGGAGCCCGGAUCGACGCAGUAGCCAACGACGGCACGACGGCGUUCCACGCGGCGUUGUGCGGGCGCCACUACAACCUCUUCCGGUUCCUCCUCGAGUACGAUAUCCUGCACAUCCUAACCGCGUUGAGGAUGGAAGUCGGCUUGUUGUUGAACCCGGUGAACGUACCGAACGUCAGGUUCCUCCAGCGGGCCGCCAAGUUCCUACAAGAUCACCUCGUCAAGGUCCUGACCUUACUACAAGACUACCACUAUACGUUUGACUUUCUCGACUUCUUGGGUGACGUGAGCGAUCUGCGCGCCAGGUGCUCGGCGGAGGCCGCCGCUCUCCGGGCGGAGCAGGUGUGUCCGGGGGUCUCCUUGUUCAACGUCAUGACGAUGGACAUGGGACGGCUCGUGGGUCUCCUGCGCAACGGGGCUGUGGCCCGGCGCAUUCGCAACACUGACCGGGAGAGGUUCCCUGUCUACGGCAACAUGCUCAAGUACAGUUUCAACCGCGGGAUCUACCGUAAGAGGCUUCUCCGAGAGGGUGUCAACGCCUGUCAUGUCCUGAUACCCCGAUUUCGGGCGCUUCCGUUGGAAGUGUGGUUCGUCGUAGUGAGUCAUUUGAGCAACCGCGAGUUGGAAUAUUUGUCGUUCCAAACGCAUAAAAUGAGAAGUUUUCGGAAUCGCCAAGCGGAAAUGCAAAGGCGAAUGAGCGCGGCGCGAGGCCGCAACGAAGAUGAUGUCCGUGAGCGUGACCUUGAUCAAGAGCCUGAACGUGACCUUGAUCAAGAGCCUGGACGUGAUCUUGAUCAAGAGCCCGAGCGUGACCUUGAUCAAGAGCCUGAACGUGACAGAGAGCUCGACCGGGAGCGUAUCCUUCAGCGUUAUCUCAUCGUCGAGCGUGACCUCAGCCUUGAGCGUGACCUCGACCGCGAGCGUGAUUACGAAGUGGCGGGCCUUCCAUUCGACGAGCCUAUCCGCCGACUAACAUAUGAUCGAAUGAGGAGAAGGCUGCGCAUCCGCGAGAUUGGGAGGGAAAGACCGGACCUAGGCGAGCCGAGAGGCCAGAUUGAAGACGACGAACGUGAGCGCCCACAUGAUCGCGAACGUGAGCGCCCACGUGAUCACGAGCGUGAGCGCCCACGUGAUCACGAACGUGAGCGCCCACGUGAUCACGAACGUGAGCGCCCACGUGAUCACGAACGUGAGCGCCCACGUGAUCACGACCGUGAGCCUGAAGCAGCGAUGGGAGACUUACUGCAGAACGGCGGCUUAUUGCAGCCUGGCCGCAACGAGGGACCGAAUGCCCGGGAACUCGCUGAGUUGUUGUUUAACGUCCAGCGAGUGGGCAGAGAUCAUGGGCACAUGUACCCGUGGCGCCUCAACCACAAUGACGACCGUGAACGCCCACGCAAUGACGAACGUGACCUAGAUCGUGAGCGUGAUGCUGACCAUGAGCCUGAAAGACCCUUCUUCCCACCUUUCCCACCUCUCCUCGACCGUCCUCUACAUCUCCCGCAAAGACAGGAGCACCGGCAUCAGAUGCGUGGGUUGCUCGUGGUUUCUCGGUCACGCGGGCCUCCUUUUCAAGACAAUCCGGGAGACGAGGAACGUAAUCUUCCGAUUGAGAUUUUGCUGGACUCCGGUCUUGCGGGACCCCGUAGUGGGCGUGAUGACCGCAUUCGUCGCAUCCAAGAAGACCUCGCGCAGGACGAAGACAAUUUUAUUCGACGCAUGCAAGAUUGGCCGCCGCGGCAGGAUCCAGUGCCAGCACCGUGUCCGCGCUCGUCACCCCCCCGUGCACGAUCGUCACCUCCGCCUUCGGAGGUCAUGACGGCGCCGAGUGAGCCCGGGCGUACAACCGCUGCGCAAUGCCUAAUUCUGGUCGUCGACGAAUGUGAAGGGCGCGCGCUAGAAGGGUACGUACUCUUCGCGCAGGAUGAGCAAAUAGCUUUCCCUAGUGUCUGUCGGCUCUUCAACGCGAACGGGCUCCAGAUUCUUGUGAACGGAGAUUCGCAUCCCACGCUAGAGGCGGCCGUUGCCGUUGGUCGAGUUGAGGUCAUAGAAAUGCUCGUCACGGAAGGGACCCUCGGGCCCUCUGGAGCCGUAACCCCUGAACCGCGGGCCCACGUUGAGAACCACAACCGAAGAUGGGUCGAUAAGCUUUUGGAUCUGAACGAGAUAGUGCAGUACGAGGCUGAGUUCUGCUGUUUCCAUGAAAUUCGGUCGGCAGUUGACAGAGACAACCUGGAGCCUCUGAGCAACAUGCUGGCGCGUGGCCCCGACAUUCGCCAUCGUUACCCUAAGGGGGGGACCCUUCUGCAUCUCGCUGUGAACCGUAGCGACGAGCCUCUCGUUCGGCUCUUACUUGACAAGGGUGCAAGUGUAAACGCACAACGAUCCGACCGAUCGACCGCGCUUCACUUGGCCGCUCACAAGGGUCACGAAGGCAUUUUCCGGCUACUCCUAAGUGGUGGUGCUAACGUUAAUGUCACGAUGACAGGAUCGAAAGCCGGUUCCACGCCACUCCAUCUCGCCGCCGCCAACGGCCACCUCAAGAUCGUGGAGGAGCUACUCUUGCAGGGCGCCGACAUCAACGCUGCCGCGUUCUCUGACACCAGUCUGGGCGGAGCCACGGCCCUCCACAUGGCUUUGGAGAAGUAUCAACCGGAGAUCGUGGAGUUGCUUCUGGAGAAAGGCGCUAAUGUGAAUGCCACAGCCUUCUUCGACAAGACUGCCCUCCUCUUGGCCGUGGAGGGAGGCCGCUUGGAUAUCGUUGAAACUAUCCUUUCGCGUCGACCAAGCUUGCACGAUCCCAGCAAUGAGUGCGCCUACCGCCUAGCCAUCACUUCUCCCGGUGAAAACUUUGCGGCCAUCACGAAUAGGCUAACUGAAUAUGGGUUCACAGUAGGACCGGCCGAUGUAGGCGAGAAAGACCUCCUCCAUGGCGCUAUCCGCAAAAAUCAGUUAGAGGUUGUCCGUAUGCUCCUUUACCACGGCACUGAUGUCGACGAGAUGAACGGAAAUGGAUUCUCGGCGUUAACACCCCUCCACGCUGCCGCCCAAGCAGGGGGGGAAGGCGUGCUCCGGAUGCUACUCACAUGUGGCGCCAAUGUGAACGCCCUCAACGGCCAGGGCAAAACUCCCAUCUUCGAAGCCGUCGCCUUCGAGAAUCUAACAGCUAUCAAGCUGUUCCUGGCGUACAACGCGAGUAUCCACGACAUUCCGACUUAUUUAAUCACUGCCUGCCAAAAAGGGCUCGAGGAUAUCGUGAAGAAGCUCCUGGAACGCGGAGCCGAUGCCAACGUCCGGAAUAACCAAGGAGAGACACCGCUCUUCAUUUGCACCAAGAACGCGCGCGUCGUCAGAAACCUCCUGCGCUACGGCGCCCGGGUCGACGUCACGUCAAUCUUCAACCGGACGCCGCUUCACGAGGCGUGCGCCCACGGGACCGCGGAGGUCGUCGAGAUCCUCCUCCGCAACGGCGCCGACGUGGAGAGCUUGUGCGAUAUGAGCCGCACGCCCAUCUUCUACGCCGCGCAACGCUGGGAACUAGGCACUCUCCGGAUCCUCGGCAGGUUCAACGCCCGCAUCGACCAUCGUGACCGCGAGCACAAGACCAUCUUCAACCACUCCACCACCCGCGGGCGCUCCCCCACCGGCCCGUCCGAGAAGCCUUUGGAAACUCUCCUCAAUUACUAUCUCACAUCGCCGCACGUUGUCACCCUCAUCCAAGAGCGUCGACGCGUUGUGCCCCCGCUUCCUCCUCCUUUGCGACAUGACCCCAACAGGACCCCCCAGGACUUCCAUCAGGCUGUCCUUACCGCCCGGAGCCACAGCGUGUGCAUUUUAAAGUUAGAGAGGCAUGCCUUCAAGAUGAAAGGCACCGGACUCUUCUUCGUGGACAAAAGUUUGAGUGAUAUGAGCCUCUACUCGCGAGGCUUCCUCGAGGAGUGCCGGGCUGAGAUCGAACAAAUGAAGGCAAAGGCGAUCGGCAAGACCUUCGUAUCUUUCUACGACAUCCUCGUCCAAGACGAGAACCAGCUGGCACGCUACGCCAGGAACGAGUCCAUAGUCAACGCACUUAACUCGACCCUAUGUGCGACCUUCCCCAUCUACGAAGAUCAUCUCAAGUCCCAGUUCGAAAAAGGCAUGCUGAGGAAAGAUUUCUUGAGCAGAUGCGUUCCCAUCUGCGAUUGGAUGUUCAACGCGCACUCGCCGCUGCCGUAUGAGGUCAAAGAGCGGAUCCUCACCUACCUGAGUAAUAAGGACCUUGGUCAUUUGAUCUAUACUUCGCGCUUAAAAAGAGUUUUUUCCCCAAUGGCGUGCGACCAGCGCAAACACCAGUGCCUGAUCUUCGUCGUCUACCAGGGAACACCGUAUGAUUCGCAAUCUCAUCAGCCUCAAGCGACAGGCUUCGCGCUGUAUCCGGAAGCGCUCAAGGCAGUCAUCUCGGAAGACUUCCUUUCUUUAGUCGGCAAACCCCUCCAGGUUCUCUGCAAGGAUGAAACGUACCCGGUCCUGGAUCAAGCAAUCGACGAAGAUCGGGUGGAGAUCGUCGAGCUGAUCGUCGACCAGGAAGCCGUCGCUGGCUCCAAGUUCAUCUACGCAGAACGAUUCAACAACGACAUCGUCCCUGUCCUGCUAGGUAGUCGUGCCGUCGUCCACUACGAGGCUAAAUUCCACAUCAACCAUGUCCAGACGGCCCUAAUCGAAGAACACCGGACUUUAAUCGACCAUAUACUCUCCCUGAGGCCGGACAUUCGGUAUAGACACGUCAAAGGCGGAACAUUCCUUCAUUUAGCUAUAGAGCGGGGCAACGAGACUCUAGUUCGACUGCUUCUCACCCGCGGCGCCAACAUCGCGACGCUCCGUAACGACGGUUCGACUGCUCUCCACGUCGCGGCUCAAAAGGGCUUCCUGCCCGUCGUCCAAGCUCUCCUCGACGCAGGUGCCGAUCCGAACGGUAGGAUGAAGGACGGCUCGACUCCACUCCACCUAGCCGUGGAGAACGGGAACGAGGAUGUGGUUCGUCUCCUUCUGGCAAAGGGCGCCAUGGUUAACGCCACCGCACUCUCGAGCUCCUGUUUGGGCGGCGCUACUCCCCUCCAUAUCGCCGUUGAGAAGCGCAACGGCGAGAUGGUGCAGCUCCUCCUAGAGAGCGGGGCCGACGUCAACGCUACGGCUUUCUUCGGCAUCACCGUCUUGCAGUUGGCUAUUGAGCAGGGCUCGGGCGCCAUCGUAGAGUGCGUUCUCAAGUUCGCCCCCUCCGUCGAUAACGUCAACAACAAGCGGGCGUUCCGCAUGGCCGUGUGUCAAGACGACGGCGAGUACGACAACAUUGUAAGGCAGCUGCUAGAUAAAGCGUUCAUGGUGGAUAAGGAUGACGUGGGAAACGCGGAGCUGCUGCUCGGCGCCAUCCGCAAGAACUCGAAGCCGAUCGUGCUGCGGUUGCUCGAGCAUGGGACACAGAUCAACGAGUUGCUCGGCAGCGGGUUCUUUUCGGCGACACCGCUUCACACGGCGGCUCGAUAUUCAUCCGAAGAGAUGGUGUCGCUGUUGCUGAGUGCCGGCGCGGAUCCUAGAGCCAGGUGCGGGCGCGGAAAAACCCCGGUCGAGGACGCAUUCGAGUGCGUUAAUCUAAACGCACUUAAGGCGUUCGUUGCCUCCAAUGUACACGACGUCGACGAUCACGAGCUGUUCCUGAGGGCGGCUGAGGAGGGCUGGCUGGAGAUCAUCAAGACCCUCCUAGCGAACUCGCCGGCUAUCACGGAAGCCACGAUCAGGGACCCAACGCUCCUCUUCACGGCGGCACGACGCGGACACGGUAACUUGGUCGAGUUCGCGCUGGGUCAUGGGGCCGAUGUCGACGCCCGCAGCGAGGACCGCCGCACGGCCCUCCACGAGGCGGCCGCCAACGGGUUCGCCGAGGUAACUGAGUUCCUUCUCCUCUCCGGCGCAAACGUGGACGCCGUAUGCGACACGGGGCGGACGCCCCUCUUCGACGCUGCGCUGAAGGGGGAGACUAGCGUCGUAGAGGCGCUCCUCAAGUUCGGGGCCCGUGUCGACAUCAAGGACCCCAGCUGGAAGACGGCCCUCCAUGAGGCGGCCGGCAAGAGCAACUUCAAGUGCCUGCGCACCCUCCUCGAGUACAAUUUCACGGAUCCGAGCUUCGUGAGCUUCGUCUACCAGGCGGACGCCCCACACGGUGCCCUCGAGCUCUCAUUCCGCCACAGGCUCCUCAAGUUGAUGGACGUUGAGGGGGCCCGAGUUCGCCGCCAGAACGAUCUCUACUUCGGCACUAUAGAGGUAUUUGCAAAGCAUGCAAUAAAAUCAAAUGCUGCCGAUCUGUGGUUUGAUGAAAAGCGACAACCAGUAUGGAAGAGCAAAGAGCUGAGCAUAAAUGAGUGCCAGGAAGAGUUGAAAGCCAUGCAGUCGGAGCCUAUAGGUGAUACAAGUGUAACCUUUCACGAUGUGCUAAUGGGCAACCAAUCUCGCAUCGCAGCAUAUGUCCGCAACCAUGAUAUUGUCCAAAUCCUCAACUCAUACCAUUUCAAGCACAGGUUUCCAAUCUAUGGUGAUGCAGUGCGAUACCAGUUCCAGAAGGGCACUCUGCGCAAGGAACUGUUGGAGACAGGGAUGAUAACAUGCGGAAUACUCUUCAACAAGUAUUGUAUGUUACCUGAUGAUGUUAAAGAAAAGAUCCUGAAUUACACUAGCAAUAAGGACCUUAUUACACUUAUAAAUCUAUUCAGGAGUGAGCGACCUCCGGAUGAGACCUCGUUGGAGAAUAGUGGAGGUCUCCUCUCCCGAAUGAUCCUCCAGCUACAGCACUAUUUCUUACCCAUUUUUAGACGACGCCAUUGUGAUCACAUGGAAUUUUGAUAGAAGAUGAAAAGCUCUGCUGACUGUGAUAGAUUUUGAAGCCAAGUUUAACUGACUGAUAGGUAGCCGAUUUUAGAGUAUCGAUGGCUAAAUUGCAAAACUAUGUGUAUCUCCGUUUGCUACAUUGCAGACUUCCUGUCAUACCUCAAAACUAGUCAACAUAAUUUCUUGAAAGCUGCCUUGAUAAUCCUCGUUAGUGACAGAAUAUUCGAUAAACAUUUCAAGCUAUGAAGUUGGCUUGAUUUUCUUCAAGAAAAUAAAAUAGGAGCAGAAAUUUUGACAAACCAAAUGGAGAUACAUAGUUUUGCACUCUUUGGCCAUCAAUAUGCUCAGCAUGGUUAUUAGUAUGUAAGUGAAGUGACUGAUGGACCAAUUUGAAACAAGGUACAAUUUAAGUAUUUUAAUGUAUGUCUCUCCAGAAUUUCAAGAAGAACACGAUUUGCACAACAAAAACUGACAUUAACUAAGAUAAUAGGUAACGUUUUUAUUUCCCAACAAAUUUGUAUUCUAUUUCCUACUCACAAGAAAAGCCUGAGUCUAUGUUAAUCGAAUUGCUCACUUCAAAGGUAUUGGCAGGCUUCUUAAUCAAGUUUCCUUUCCUGCCUUGAGUCGUUCCAAGAGUAAACAGUGUGGAUCAGCUGAGCCACAGCGUCGAGAUUGAGGUUGCCGUAUCCUCAUAUUGCAGAGACUGUUGCUGUGCCGUUCCAUGUGCUAAUUAACCCAAGUACCUAGAUAAUGGUUUUUUCCUUAGCCAGAAGGUUGAAUUUAUGCAUCUAUUAACAUUAAUAUCUCAGUUAGGGGGUCGUAUUUCCAGUAGUUUUUGUUUCACAAAUCAAGUUCUAGGUAACAUUUUGAUGAAAAAACCUACAUCAUAAUCCUUGAAUUUACACGUUGUCUAAUGGUCCAUUAUCCUUACCUAGUGGAAUUAGAGAAAGAGUAUGUGGACAAAAAUUUAGUAAUAUUACGAAAAUCAAGUUCCUGUAUCAGCAUUGUUCUUCGCUAUUGCUCCCCUCUAGCGGUGACCAUUGAAAAUUGUUCUGCAAAAAAACAAAACUCAAAAAGAAAACGCUGUUCUCGCUUAUAUGCUGAGAAGCGUUCUUCUUUCACGCAAUUUUAACUUAAAAAAGAAUCUAACUCUAUGCGAUUUUCCUCUAAUUUUCAGAAGUUAAAAACAACUUCUGAAAAUUUGCGUUCAAAUUCAGUAAAUGUUUCUAUCAACAAAUCAUUCAACUGCAAAUUAUUUACAUACUUAAUUUCUGUACCUUUGAAAAAUAAUUGGAGCAGAAUACAAUAUUUAAUUACAAAUUAUGAACAAGUUUACAUUUCCAGUACAAGUAAAGAUAACUCAGUCACCUGGUUUUCCACUUUGCAAAGUAAAGUCCAAAUAUUCUUUUGGGUAGAGAUUCCAACGAUUGCAUGAGCACUCAUUGAAUUCUCAGAAUCUUGCCAUUGAAAGAAAGAUAUGUCUUCUUAGCUAUGCAGUUAAUGAUAACUGUUUAUUUCAAGUGAAAUUAAAGUAUUAAUUAGGUACUUGCAGGCUCCCACUCUAAAUUAAAUGAUUUUUUCUUGUUCCACUUGGUCCUGCACAUGUUUUUCCUUCCAAUAUUGUGCGUUUAAUUUGAAUUUUUGACUUCAAGCGGGUUAAUAGGUAAGGACGUUCAACUUUAUGUUAGCAAAGUUGUUUAUGAUAUAAGUUCCGCCGUUUCAAGUUGUUUUUUUAUAGUUCAUUUGUUUUUAUUUGUGAUUGUUUCUCUCAAUACAAAGAAAUACACGAAUGUUGGACAUUAA
This is a messenger RNA of Bemisia tabaci, 13611 nucleotides long. The record is from RefSeq and is a predicted model, not a curated record. NCBI's taxonomy places the organism in Eukaryota, Metazoa, Arthropoda, Insecta, Hemiptera, Aleyrodidae.